This is a messenger RNA of Prorocentrum cordatum, 1339 nucleotides long. NCBI's taxonomy places the organism in Eukaryota, Dinophyceae, Prorocentrales, Prorocentraceae. The record is from the annotation of a GenBank genome assembly.
AGCCGCGAGCGCUCGAGGCGAGCCGUGCGCGAACGCGCCCUUUGCCCCCACGCGUGCGCAGCAGCCCCGGAGGCGGCCCGCGGCGCAAGGACAAUGAUGGCCCCCCUCAACAUGACGCUCAAUUGUCCGCACGAGGAGUCCAUCUACAACAUCGUCCCCCCGCCGCCCCAGAUCCGGGACAUGGCUCAGGUCCAAGCAUGACCCGAAGAUGCCUCCUACCGCGUCCACUUUCCACACCAAAGGGUCCACCGUGGGCGCGACCAGCAACAUCUCAGGCGAGAUGACACAGAAGAGCGUGCCGGACAGGGGCGGCAGGGGCUUUGGCAAGCCCCCGGGCGCCUGCGCUCCGGACACGCAGAAGCGCAUGCAGGCAAGCGCGGCCAAGAAGGUGGCCACUCUCUCGGAGGUGAAAAAGACCAACCCGGACCUGCUGCAGCCCUCGCAGCUCAAGCCUAAGAUCAGGCCCGACGUGCCGAAGAACGGGGACGCGCCUGUGAUGAACUUGGUGAGCUCCAAAAAUUUCAUUGUCGCGAACGCAGUGGAAACCAUCCUGGCCGCUCCAAAGAAGUCAUCCGACGGCGCCCGCGACUUCCUGAGCAAGCAGGACUACGGCAAGACGCCGAAGUACCUGAACAAGGUCAAAGCCGACAUCGAUGACGAGAAGUCCUACAUCGCGAACCUGAUGCAGCAGCAGCAGGAGGAGGAGAGCCGGAAGGUGCGCCCAUUGUCCGAGGAUGAGCGCCAGUCCCUGAUCGAUGGGCUCAAAGCGAAGCGCCGGCCCUAGCCGACUACCAGGCCAUGGCCCACCUCACCAAGCUCGACACAGUAGGCAAGAUCAGGAGGAAGGAGCAGAUGGAGUCGAAGCUCACGCAGAUCGAGAAGGACAUCGAGAAGCUGAGUAAGAAGAACAUCAUCGUUCACAGCGAGUUCUAGGCCGCGGUCGCGCCGCGAUCUCGCCCGUGCCGCGGGCGGUGGCGGCGCGAAGCCCCCCGCGCUGCCCGCCGGAACGCUCGCGGCGGACCCGUCGAUAGAGAGGUGCCCUCCUGCGCUGAGGCCCUGGUGGCCUGCCGCGGGCCCCUCCCCCUCGCGGCAGGUAUUUUCCUCGCUUCCCCUCCGCGUCUCCUCUUCUCCCAUCGCCCGAAUGUUGAUGCUUACGCGGCUGUCUCUUUCUUCCGUGCCCUCCUCUUCCUUGCCUGUUGGCCCGGCGUAGCCCGGCCGCGCUGUAGGGCUCGGUUGCUGUGCGUCCUUUUCGGCCGCACCGCCUGCCGCAGCCUGGACCACCCCGCACUGCGCGCGCCCAUCGACCAGCCCUCGGGCGCCCACGUUUCACUGCAGAAAA